This is a messenger RNA of Trypanosoma cruzi, 885 nucleotides long. Its product is annotated as mucin-associated surface protein (MASP), putative. NCBI's taxonomy places the organism in Eukaryota, Euglenozoa, Kinetoplastea, Trypanosomatida, Trypanosomatidae. The transcript has a single exon. The coding region runs from base 1 to 885 and encodes 294 amino acids. The record is from RefSeq and is a predicted model, not a curated record.
AUGAUGAUGAUGACUGGCCGUGUGCUGCUGGUGUGUGCCCUCUGCGUGCUGUGGUGCGGUGUCUGCGGUGGUGGAUGUUCUGAAGCAACUCCUCCAGGUUCUCCAACUUCUCGAGGUACUCCGCUCGAAAAGAGCACUCAAAACGACAAUGCGACCAAAGCUGUCGCUGCAGGAGUUGACCGAAACGGUCAACAGAAAGUGCCAGAAGCACCAGCACCACCGGGGUCAGAAUCGCAGGAAUUGUCACCGGGGCCGUCACAGGCAACUCAACCCGGAGGAGGAGAAGCGUCACAAAUGACAAGUGCAAAGAUAGACACCGAGGGUCAAAAAGAAGAAGAAAAAACGGAUGAAAAAGAAGAGAAGGAGGAAAAGGACGAAGCCGAAGAAGACGAAGAAGACGAAGAGGAAGAGGAGGAAGAGGAAGAGGAAGAGGAAGAGGAAGGGGAAGAAGGGGAGGAAGAGGAAACGGAUGACCAAGAGGAUGAUAGAAGGGAGGACGGAGAGGAUGAUAAGAAGCAAGAGGAGGAGAAAAAGAAAGAAGAAGCUGUUACCGGCACCACAGAGGUGAUCUCAGCAGGCGGUGGAGAGCAGCCAAGUUUAUCUUCUGGUGCGGAGGGAGCAUCGAAUACAACAAAUCCCAACAGCACACCAAAAACUGGAGACGAUGAUCCAGCAGCUGAUGGUGCAGGGACAGCAGCGGGAAAACAAAAUGAAAAUAAAGAUGUCAAUCCGAAAGAAACACCAGUGACGGCCGCAGCCACGAAAAAUACGACGGCGACGACUGGCGACAGUGACGGCAGCACCGCGGUCUCCCACACCACCUCCCCUCUUUUGCUUCUUCUUAUUGUUGCUUGUGCGGCUGCUGCUGCGGUGGUGGCCGCGUGA